This is a messenger RNA of Cydia pomonella (codling moth), 2594 nucleotides long. It is a transcript of the gene snu, whose product is annotated as ABC transporter G family member 23. Lineage: Eukaryota; Metazoa; Arthropoda; Insecta; Lepidoptera; Tortricidae. Gene Ontology annotation, cellular component: membrane. Bases 209 to 2569 code for a protein of 786 amino acids. The record is from RefSeq and is a predicted model, not a curated record. The transcript is spliced from 16 exons. Gene Ontology annotation, molecular function: ATP hydrolysis activity; ABC-type transporter activity; ATP binding.
ACCGGUGGAGCCGCGGCACACAACGCGCGCACGCCGAGAUAUUUUCAAAUUGUAUUUUUUUAAUCCCCCAAUCGAUUAUCUGUGACGUGUUUGCGCGCGAAAAGUGACAGUGACGUAUUUAAUUUUUGAAUUUCGAAUUUCGACUUGUGCUGUUUUUGGUGACAUUUAUUUUUAAUUUCAAGAGGCGUUUUUCUGGAUAUCUACCUUCAUGACUGAAAAAAUGGCGACACCUACAGAGUUACCAGCGGAACGAGUGAAGCAGAUGUUCAGCUGGACCACUGCAGAGACCUCGCCUCCGUCGCCGAACGGCGAUGCGAAGGACUCCAAGAUGAGUCAGAUCCAGUUCUCGACGCCAUUCGACAAACAAGAGAACGCGUGGCACAAACAGCAGAACGCGGUGUGCGUUCGACACGCGUUCAAGCACUACGGCUCCAACAAGCGGCCCAACCAUGUGCUCAGCAACCUCAACAUGACCGUCGCGAAGGGGACCAUCUACGGUCUCCUGGGUGCCUCAGGCUGCGGCAAGACCACGCUGCUCUCCUGUAUCGUCGGGCGCCGGAAGAUGAACAGCGGCGAGAUCUGGGUGCUGGGCGGCAAGCCUGGGACUAAAGGCUCAGGCGUCCCAGGCAAGCGCGUGGGCUACAUGCCCCAGGAGAUCGCCCUGUACGGCGAGUUCACCAUCCGAGAGACCAUGAUGUACUUCGGCUGGAUCUUUGGCAUGGAGACCAGGGAGAUUGUGGAGCGACUGCGCUUCCUGCUGGAGUUCCUGGACCUGCCGAGUGAGAAUCGUAUGGUGAAGAAUCUCAGUGGUGGCCAACAGCGUCGUGUCUCCUUCGCUGUAGCCCUCAUGCACGACCCAGAGCUGCUCAUCCUCGACGAACCGACAGUGGGAGUGGACCCGCUGCUGCGUCAGUCCAUCUGGACGCAUCUAGUCCGCAUCACCAGCUCGGGAGACAAGACUGUCAUCAUCACCACGCAUUAUAUCGAGGAGGCGCGGCAGGCGCAUUGCAUCGGUCUGAUGCGUAGCGGCCGCCUGUUAGCCGAGGAAUCACCGCAGGCGCUCCUCACGAUGUACAACUGUAUAUCGCUGGAGGAUGUCUUCCUCAAGCUGUCGAGAAAGCAAGGUCAAGCGAACCAGGUGGUAGAGCUCAACGUGUCCGGUGGAGGCCUAGGGCUGAACAAGCUCUCCAAGCGCGAGGAGGCACCGUACGCCGCUGAUGACCCUCAGGCCAAGGGGCUGUACUUCUGUCAGAGCAAGGAGGUGCUCAUCACAGAAGGCGCACAGUCCAAUGGCGACCUGCCCGGAAAACUGAACCAGCCUAAAGGACCACAAAUCGACAUUUGUGAAGAUCUUUUCAAUUUAACAUCACGCGGCAAAAUAAAGGCAUUAAUUCAGAAGAACUUCCUCCGGAUGUGGCGUAACAUCGGUGUUAUGCUCUUCAUCUUCGUGUUGCCCGUGAUGCAAGUCAUUCUGUUCUGCCUUGCCAUCGGCCGUGACCCUAGCGGGCUUAAGCUGGCCAUAGUAAACAACGACGUGAACGUGAUCAACGGCCUCUGUCCCUACAACUCGUCCUGCUCCAUGAAGAACCUCUCCUGCCGCUACCUGGACCACCUUCGGAACGCUUCCAUCAUCAAGGAAUAUUACGCGGACUUGUCUUCGGCGCUAAACGCUGUCAGAGAAGGAGACGCGUGGGGAGCGAUAUACUUUAACGAGAAUUAUACGGAUUCUUUGGUGGCGAGAUUGGCUCUUGCGGACACGGCCGACGAAGAAACGAUCGAGUCGUCAGAAGUGCAGGUGUGGCUCGACAUGUCCAACCAGCAGAUCGGACUCAUGCUCAACAGGGACAUACAGUUCUCCUACAGGGACUUUGCUAAGGACUUACUGGCUACAUGCGACUACAACCCGAAGGUGGGAGACAUCCCGAUCGAUUUCAAAGAGCCCAUUUAUGGUGACAACAACCCCUCGUUUACUGACUUCGUAGCUCCUGGUGUCAUUCUCACGAUCGUGUUCUUCCUGGCCGUGGCGCUGACGUCGUCGGCGCUGAUCGUGGAGCGCAUGGAGGGGCUGCUGGACCGCUCGUGGGUGGCCGGCGUGUCGCCCGGCGAGAUCCUGUUCUCGCACGUCGUCACGCAGUUCGUCGUCAUGGUCGGCCAGACCGCGCUCGUGCUCAUCUUCAUGAUCCUGGUGUUCGGCGUCAAGUGCAAUGGGAACAUCGCGUUGGUGGUCAUGCUCACGCUUCUACAAGGUCUCUGCGGAAUGUGCUUCGGCUUCGUAAUCUCCGCCGCCUGCGAGCUGGAGCGGAACGCGAUCCAGCUUGCCCUGGGCUCCUUCUACCCCACCCUCCUCCUGUCCGGCGUCAUCUGGCCCAUCGAGGGCAUGCCCUGGAUCCUCCGCUACGUGUCGCUUUGCCUUCCCCUGACCCUGGCCACCACAUCCCUCAGGUCUAUCCUUACUAGAGGCUGGCCUUUAGCGGACCCUGAGGUCUACAUGGGCUUCGUGUCGACGCUGAUUUGGAUCGCGAUGUUCUUAGUGGUUACGCUGACGAUAUUGAGAUUUAAGAGGGGUUAAGAAUAAGGACAAGGGUCGUUAGGGG